Molecule: messenger RNA, 565 nt
Organism: Melitaea cinxia (Glanville fritillary)
Lineage: Eukaryota; Metazoa; Arthropoda; Insecta; Lepidoptera; Nymphalidae
Exons: 2
Coding region: 44-448 (134 amino acids)
Source: RefSeq, a predicted model, not a curated record
CUUUUUUGAAGUCGGUUAAAAAUAAAUACUAUAUACGAUUAAUAUGUCCACUUACAUUGUUGGAUUUGUAUGCACUUUGAUACUGGCGGGGUUCUUGAUUGCAUGGAUUGCGUUUUGCAUGUUUUGUAGAGAACGACACAAGCCGGAACGCUAUCAGUACGACAUAUCAGAUUUGCGUCGUAAAAAUUUCGAGUUAGCGCAAGAGCAGAAAGAGAGCAAUACGAAAGAGAUCACCGCUGGCAUAUUCAUACUGCCGUCUCGUCACAAACAGAAGGACGACAAUAGUUAUAACAAAAGACCAGAUUAUCCGGAGGGUCCUGUUACGAAUCUGCAACCAAGAACAGAUAAACUGAUAGAGAUAUUCAAUGAAAAUUCGCCAGACGUUGAACCUAUUAAAAAUGUUGGCUUCGAUAUCGACUCUGACAUCAGAUUCCAUAGUGACGUAUGAACAUAUUGCACAACUACUGCCGAUCUAUCACGAAGCACCGGUCAUGCUUUAUUACACUGUAAUUCACUGUUAUCCUAUGUUAAGAACACAUUAAAUAAAACAAUAUAUUUUUUUAAA